Messenger RNA from Beta vulgaris subsp. vulgaris (sugar beet), 447 nucleotides. RefSeq lists its product as uncharacterized. The transcript is spliced from 2 exons. The record is from RefSeq and is a predicted model, not a curated record. The coding region runs from base 1 to 447 and encodes 148 amino acids. NCBI's taxonomy places the organism in Eukaryota, Viridiplantae, Streptophyta, Magnoliopsida, Caryophyllales, Amaranthaceae.
AUGGACAAAAGAAUGCUUGAUGCUAGAGCCAAGUGGCUUAAUGACAACGCAAACUUCGAUGAUGAUGAAUCUGACUACAGUGACAAUGAAGAAACAGAAAGGAGCCCUGCCCCACCCAUCGAAAGCCAGGGUGAAAACGAAAACGAGGAUGAGGAAGAGGAUUCGUCCGAACUCAAGAACGAAUACUCUGAUAUUUUGAAGAAUGGAAGGCCAAACUACGAACGAUACACAUGGAAAGGAAAGUGGUAUCUCACAUUGAGCUACCUGGAAAAAAGAAUGCUUGAUGCUAGAGCCAAGUGGCUUAAUGAUAACGCAAACUCCGAUGAUGAUGAAUCUGACUACAGUGACAAUGAAGAAACAGAAAGAAGCCCUACCCCACCCAUCGAAAGCCAGGGUGAAAACGAAAACGAGGAUGAGGAAGAGGAUUCGUCCGAGUAUGAAGAAUAA